AUGGCCACCCCCCUCUGCCUUCCCUCCCGCCACUCCUCAUCGCAUGUGUUUGGCCAAUACAGGGAGCAAGGAGCAAGUGCAUACAGGGAGCAGUGCACUGACAGCGAGUGCACUGACAGCGAGUGCACUGACAGCGGGUGCACUGACAGCGGGUGCACUGACAGCGAGUGCACUGACAGCGAGUGCACUGACAGCGAGUGCACUGACAGCGAGUGCACUGACAGCGAGUGCACUGACAGCGAGUGCACUGACAGCGAGUGCACUGACAGCGAGUGCACUGACAGCGAGUGCACUGACAGCGGGUGCACUGACAGCGGGUGCACUGACAGCGAGUGCACUGACAGCGAGUGCACUGACAGCGGGUGCACUGACAGCGGGUGCACUGACAGCGAGUGCACUGACAGCGAGUGCACUGACAGCGAGUGCACUGACAGCGAGUGCACUGACAGCGAGUGCACUGACAGCGAGUGCACUGACAGCGAGUGCACUGACAGCGAGUGCACUGACAGCGAGUGCACUGACAGCGGGUGCACUGACAGCGGGUGCACUGACAGCGAGUGCACUGACAGCGAGUGCACUGACAGCGAGUGCACUGACAGCGAGUGCACUGACAGCGAGUGCACUGACAGCGAGUGCACUGACAGCGAGUGCACUGACAGCGAGUGCACUGACAGCGAGUGCACUGACAGCGAGUGCACUGACAGCGAGUGCACUGACAGCGAGUGCACUGACAGCGAGUGCACUGACAGCGAGUGCACUGACAGCGAGUGCACUGACAGCGAGUGCACUGACAGCGAGUGCACUGACAGCGAGUGCACUGACAGCGAGUGCACUGACAGCGAAUGCACUGACAGCGAGUGCACUGACAGCGAGUGCACUGACAGCGAGUGCACUGACAGUGAGUGCACUGACAGCGAGUGCACUGACAGCGAGUGCACUGACAGCGAGUGCACUGACAGCGAGUGCACUGACAGCGAGUGCACUGACAGCGAGUGCACUGACAGCGAGUGCACUGACAGCGAGUGCACUGACAGCGAGUGCACUGACAGCGAGUGCACUGACAGCGAGUGCACUGACAGCGAGUGUCCCUUCCUGACAGCGAGUGUCCCUUCCUGA
This is a messenger RNA of Closterium sp. Yama58-4, 1116 nucleotides long. Lineage: Eukaryota; Viridiplantae; Streptophyta; Zygnematophyceae; Desmidiales; Closteriaceae. The record is from the annotation of a GenBank genome assembly.